AUGGCGAGACUGGCUGGGGUCUAUUCCUCUAGUGAUGAUGAUCUUCCCGACCUGAAGACGCUGCUUCAGAGACCGAGCACCAGAGCAACGAACAAGGCAGCCAAGCCAACGGAUCCAACCACCACAGCACGUACUUCCAAGGCCAUUAUCAACAACCCUGAAACUAGACGUGUGCGACGUCUAGGAGAAUCCAAGCAACCAACAGCUAAUCCUCUCUUUUCAAAAUGGAUGUCAAGCGAGAGUGAGAGCGUGAGGGGGCGAAGGAGCAAGGCAGAUUCUAAGAAGCUGCCUCGGGAAACAACUCCAACUAGCAGCUUUUCUUCCGGAUCUAGGAAGGACAUGGGCUCUGGCUCUGACUCGGAAGAAGACAGCACCAUGCCGCAGUUUCGCCAGCAACCUAGCAGGGGGAGAAAUCGAAGGAUUAUAGAAGACUCUGACGACAGCGAUAAUAGUGAAGGGAGCUCUGCUUCUGAGAAGGAGACAGUGUUGACAAGAGUACGACGGCUUCAAAGUACCAAGACAAGUACAGUGACGGUGCCUAAUAUGGGCGCCAAACCGCAACCCUCGAAAGUCAAAUCCAAAGCCCUAGCAUUCGCGCGGGAGAUCGAUAGUGAAGCUGAUACUGAAGGAGAUCACGAAGAGGAAGACAUCGAGGAACCAAGCGUCUAUCAAACCGCGGAUGAGGAUUCCGGUUCUGCCUCUGAGCCUGACUGGCUAAACGAUUCUCCUGAAGUUCCAACGAGAAAGGGGACAAGACAGUUCAGCAAUCCACCACCAAGAGUUGCUGGUGCAGGGGGUCGUGUGCCAUCGAUUAAGAAUGCUCCGACCCUACUGCCAAAAGUACCCAACGGUGUUGCAGAUGUUAGCAACAGCAAAACCCGCAACAUCACCAAGAAGCCUACGCCGGGUGUGGAGGUUGCUUCAUCUCGGAAGGCCAGUCAAAGUGAUCGGAAAGCCACUUCUGGCACCAGCACGGCCUCCGACCUUGCCAACACACUUUCCAAACUACGACUUCAGCUCGAAGACUUUUCAGAUGAAGAUAGCAAGGUGUCCAGCAAGGACCAGUUCACCACCCCUCCUAGUACCCCCCCUAGAGCGACCAAUCUCGGAGGUCUUAUCUCUCCGAGCAAAAAGAUUGUUAUACCCAGGACGCCUCAUCAUCCAAGUACGGACGCUUUUUGGAACCAAGAUUUAGUCAAUGAUUGGAAUGAACAGCACUCGCCACGCAAACUUAUGCUCCCUCCUGUCACCAAGAGCCCCAAGAAGGCGAGCCCCAAAAAGGACCCCAAAAAGGAGACUAAGAAAUCUUUCGCCGCUAGAAAACAUGCGCUGGCUGAGAGUUUCCUGCUCGAGCUAGACAGUAAGAUCACUCAAGGCAGAAUCACUGAGCUUGCUGAGCCCACUGGUGGUGUGAAGCUUGUGUGGACGAAGACACUCAACACCACGGCUGGCCGAGCAUGCUGGCGGCGCGAGAUUAUUCGAACCACACGAAAGGCUGACGGCGAACAAAUAUCCGUGAACUAUAAGCAUCACGCCUCAAUCGAGCUUGCUGAAAAGGUCAUUGACGAUGAGCACCGUCUUCUCAAUGUGAUGGCCCACGAAUUCUGCCAUCUUGCCAACUUCAUGGUCAGCGGUGUUACAACAAAUCCUCAUGGUCGUGAGUUUAAAGUUUGGGCGGCAAAGUGCUCAGCCGUAUUUGGUGAUCGUGGUAUUGAGGUGACAACGAAGCACAACUAUGAUAUCGACUUCAAGUACGUAUGGGAAUGCGAUGAGUGCGCAACUGAGUUCAAGCGACACUCCAAAAGCAUUGACCCAAAGCGACACCGAUGCGGCAGCUGCAAAGGAUUGCUGAAACAGACAAGACCGGUUCCCAGAGGAGCGGCAGCAGGGAAAGCCCCAAGUCGAUAUCAGGCGUUCGUCAAGGAGCAGAUGGCUAUUGUGAGGGGGGAGAACCCUGGCAGUCCGCAAAAGGUCGUGAUGAAGCUCAUUGCGGAGAAAUGGGCAAAGCAGGAAGGUAGAUCUGGAAGCAAAGGUCCUAGCAAGUCAGGAGUCGAAGGAAUUGCUGAAACGCUGGUUGAUCUGACGAUUGAGGGUGAAGGAUAG
Messenger RNA from Fusarium pseudograminearum CS3096, 2103 nucleotides. RefSeq lists its product as uncharacterized. The transcript has a single exon. The coding region runs from base 1 to 2103 and encodes 700 amino acids. Gene Ontology annotation, cellular component: nucleus. The record is from RefSeq and is a predicted model, not a curated record. NCBI's taxonomy places the organism in Eukaryota, Fungi, Ascomycota, Sordariomycetes, Hypocreales, Nectriaceae.